This is a messenger RNA of Cuculus canorus (common cuckoo), 812 nucleotides long. It is a transcript of the gene MINAR2, whose product is annotated as membrane integral NOTCH2 associated receptor 2. The transcript is spliced from 3 exons. The coding region runs from base 143 to 793 and encodes 216 amino acids. Lineage: Eukaryota; Metazoa; Chordata; Aves; Cuculiformes; Cuculidae. The record is from RefSeq and is a predicted model, not a curated record.
ACAUGUCCUGUCUGCUCUGCUGCUUCUAAACAAUCUUUUAUCAUUGGUAGAUGAUAUAAGUGAGCCUGACACCAAACAGGGGUCAGAUACAGUUUCAGGAAACUGUCGUAUCCUUCUUCAUGUCAUUAAUAAUAGAAGGAGCAUGCACAGCCAGGAAGCAGAAGCUGGGGCUGUUUUCGUUAUUACUCUACAGGACAGAAACAUGGACUUCUCCGUUUUGCCAAAUAACAACCAUCCUGACAAAUUCCUGCAACUGGAGGUGAAGUAUCUAAUGAAAAACUCUGCCUUUCUACAAGCCAGCCUGGCUAAAUUCCCAGAAGCAGCUUUACCCGGGGAGCAGCGGUGGCACAACAGGGUCUAUUUACAGAGAGAAAAGAGAAACGUCACUGAGCUGCCAGGCUUAGACUCCAACAAGGUCAGUCAAGAAAUGAUAGACAAAGCCCUUGGAAAACACAUUACACCCAUCACCCUGAAAUCCACAAUCAAAAGCAACCCAUUGUAUAGUGAUAUCCAGGUGGAUGACAAAUGGGAGGAGAAGAAAAAGAUGCCUUCUUGGACCGUGCAAGACUAUGACAGGCACUCACUGCACUCUAACUUGGCCAGCCACAUAAAGGAAAAUCCUAAUGAGCUGCAGUUCUGGAUGGGGGAUAUUUAUACUCCUGGGUAUGAUACCUUGUUAAAAAAGAAAGAGAGAGAAAAAAAGCAUUCCAAAUGUUGCCGAAUCAUCCUGCUCAUGGUACUAGCUGUUUGCAUCCUGGUUACCAUAGUCACGCUUAGCGUUUUACUUACUUAGUACAGCCAAAUGAUGUUGA